Anarrhichthys ocellatus (wolf-eel) is the source of this 1011-nucleotide messenger RNA. Its product is annotated as serine/threonine-protein kinase pim-1-like. The annotation marks the transcript as partial. Gene Ontology annotation, cellular component: cytoplasm. Gene Ontology annotation, biological process: protein autophosphorylation; regulation of mitotic cell cycle; negative regulation of apoptotic process. Gene Ontology annotation, molecular function: protein serine/threonine kinase activity; ATP binding. The record is from RefSeq and is a predicted model, not a curated record. NCBI's taxonomy places the organism in Eukaryota, Metazoa, Chordata, Actinopteri, Perciformes, Anarhichadidae. The transcript is spliced from 7 exons.
AAAGCUGCAAUACAUCUGUGGAGGAUGAGAGAUUCGGUAAGAGGAAGACCGCCGCCUUUGGUGAAGAACCAAAGAGAAAAAAGAAAAGGAGGCCAAACCUGGAGAAGACCAAACAGGCUAUAGAUGCCUUAAGAGCUGAAUUUGAGGCCAAAUACGAACAGCAGGAUCAGCUUGGUGAAGGAGGAUAUGGAACUGUGUUUGGUGGCUAUCGCAAAGCAGAUAAUCUACCUGUUGCCAUCAAAUACAUUCCCAAGGAGAAAAUUGGCCGCAAACACGUGGAUGAAACUGGGAAGAAGCUGUCCAUAGAGGUUGCCAUCAAUUUGAAACUGGUGGACAAAACAAGUAGAUCAGCGGGGACUGAUCAGUCAGCACUCGUGUCUCUAUUGGACUGGUACGAUCUGGACCAGGAGCUGAUCAUGGUGCUGGAGAGACCAAUCCCCGUCGAGGACCUAUUCGACUACAUCCACGGCAACGGAGACUCCAUAGAAGAGCAGGAGGCCAAGAUCAUACUGAAACAGCUGGUAGAUGUAGCAAUUGACCUUGAGGGGAAAAACAUUUUCCACCGGGACAUUAAGGCUGAAAACAUCUUGAUUGAGACCAGCUCGGACGUCCCGCGAGUUCGCCUUAUUGACUUUGGUGUGAGCUGCUUUGUCAAGAGAGGAUCCCGUUAUCGCAGCUUCUACGGUUCCUCCAUUGUCCCAGAGUGGUUAAGUCUUGGUUGGUACAGAGCCGGACCCACCACAGUGUGGCAGAUCGGAGUGGUCCUCUUUAAUGCACUCCACAGUGAUAGAGGUUUUGAGACCACCGAGGUCUUGGAAAACCGUUUGAGAAUCAGUGAGACGCUGUCCAAAUAUUGCCAGGAUUUCUUGAAAAAAUGUUUCAUCACAGACCCCAAACAGCGGCCUACCCUGGAGCAGCUCAGAAUUCACCCAUGGCUCAAUAAUACUAACACUACAAACAGAUGCAUUUACUGCUGAAAAUGCAUUGGAAUGCUGAAAGCUUUAACAUGAU